GGUGCAAGGCGAUAAUGCAAAGUGCUAUGUUCCUGGCUGUCCAGCACGACUGCGGACCCAUGGACAAAAGUGCUGGCACCUGGCCUAAGAACGAGGAGAAGCGAGAGAAGAUGAAGCGAACCCUAUUAAAAGAUUGGAAGAGCCGUUUGAGUUACUUCUUGCAAAAUUCCUCCUCUCCUGGGAAGCCCAAAACUGGCAAGAAAAGCAAACAGCAAACCUUCAUCAAGCCUUCUCCCGAGGAAGCCCAGCUGUGGUCAGAAGCAUUUGAUGAGCUGCUAGCCAGUAAAUAUGGUCUUGCUGCAUUCAGGGCUUUUUUAAAAUCUGAAUUCUGUGAAGAAAAUAUUGAAUUCUGGCUGGCCUGUGAAGACUUCAAAAAAACCAAGUCACCCCAAAAGCUGUCCUCAAAAGCAAAGAAAAUAUAUACUGACUUCAUAGAAAAAGAAGCUCCAAAAGAGAUCAACAUAGACUUUCAAACCAAAACUCUCCCUGGCACAUUAAAAUACAAGGGCAGCCCCUGCCACCUCAGCCUCCUGCCUGGGCCCCGUGGUUUCACCCCAGUGCCAGACCUAAUCAUGAAUCUGGUCCCUGAGCCCCCAGUUUACAGACUGACUCCUAUGGCCCAGGUGCCAGAUCACCUGCGUGGUCCCAGCGCCGAGGCCAAAUUCAGGAAAGCCAGGCAGCAGCCUUCACUAAUGAUCGGUUGGCCUUCACAGACCCCAACACCAGGCCCACCCAAGUUAUUCAUUUUAUAA
This is a messenger RNA of Dama dama (fallow deer), 752 nucleotides long. RefSeq names its product regulator of G-protein signaling 2-like. The record is from RefSeq and is a predicted model, not a curated record. The transcript is spliced from 2 exons. Lineage: Eukaryota; Metazoa; Chordata; Mammalia; Artiodactyla; Cervidae. The coding region runs from base 15 to 752 and encodes 245 amino acids.